GCUUUAGUCGAUUUUAAAAAUGGUCAGUUUGGUUGUCCAAAAGCGUCUCGCUGCCUCCGUCCUCAAGUGUGGUAAGAGAAAGAUCUGGCUCGAUCCCAAUGAAGUUAACGAAAUCUCCAAUGCCAACUCUCGUGCUAACAUCCGUAAGCUCGUUAAGGACGGUUUGAUCAUCCGUAAGCCCGAAAUUGCUCAAUCUCGUUUCCGUGUCAAGGAACGUAACGCCGCCAAGCGUAACGGUCGUCACAUGGGUCACGGUAAGAGAAAGGGUACUGCCAACGCUCGUAUGUCCAGCCAAGUUAUCUGGAUGCGCCGUAUGCGUGUCCUCCGUCGUCUCCUUGCCAAGUACAGAGAAGCCGGUAAGAUCGAUAAGCACUUGUACCACCAACUCUACCUCAAGUCCAAGGGUAACGGUUUCAAGAACAAGCGUGUCUUGAUGGAACACAUCCACAAGGCCAAGGCCGAAAAGACUCGUGCUAAGACUCUCGCUGAACAAGCUGAUGUCCUCCGUGCCAAGAACAAGGCUCUCCGUGAACGUCGUUCCAACAAGAAGGCUGAGAAGGUCGAAGCUUAAAUAACAUUUUAUUCCUUAUUGAUUGCUCUUUCUCAUCACUUUAUAAACGAAUGAAGUCAGUUAUACAGAAACAAACUCACUGACCACACUGAAAUUUUAGUCGAUUGUUAUUCUGUUUCACGAUUGAGUUUGGCACAAAUUGUUGAUAAUGGAUAAGUGAAGUGGAUGGUUAUUUUCAAAGCGAUCUGUUUUUUCAGUGACGAUAUAAUACAAUGAUCUUUGUUGUAAUUGAAGGUCACUGUAUAAUAGGAUAUAUCGACAGAAAUUUUGACAAAAAGAAUGAAUCGUUUUGAGAAGAUUUUUCCUUUUUUUCCCUGCUAAACCUA
This is a messenger RNA of Mycotypha africana, 897 nucleotides long. RefSeq names its product 60S ribosomal protein L19-B. The transcript is spliced from 3 exons. Gene Ontology annotation, molecular function: structural constituent of ribosome; RNA binding. The record is from RefSeq and is a predicted model, not a curated record. Gene Ontology annotation, cellular component: ribosome; cytosolic large ribosomal subunit. Gene Ontology annotation, biological process: translation. The coding region runs from base 20 to 571 and encodes 183 amino acids. NCBI's taxonomy places the organism in Eukaryota, Fungi, Mucoromycota, Mucoromycetes, Mucorales, Mycotyphaceae.